AUGAGGAUUUAUUGCAAUGAAUAUUUGCCCUACGGAUUACAAACUCAUAUCGUUAUGACCAUGGAAAAACUCCCAGUUAAGUCCAGGAUUACAAUAACCCUCAGUACACCCAGCUAUUUGGUGGCCUAUUUCGAAGUUGGAAAGCUUGCAACUGAGAUGCCUCCGAAGUUUCCCAAUACCUAUGAUCUGUGGCGGAAUUUUUAUGUCCUACAAGUCGAGGGAAAGUUUAAUGGCUUGUAUUUCGGAGCUCGGUGUUACCUUAAAGUGUUAAUGGGUCAGGUGGAAGCAGUAAUUCUUGGUGGAAAAAGUAGAAUGGCUAAUGCUAAUGAAGUUCUUUGGAUAAAUGGCUCCCUGAGUUACGAUUUUUCCAAGACGAGAAGGGAUUUACAGUUUUCCAAAUAUAGUUGGAGUUGUAAGUCUUUUGACGACAAUCUUAAUCCAUCCUGCCAUCGCAACAUAUCGUCGGCUGCUGUCUUUUUUAUUCCCGCCAAGUCUUUCAAAAUUGGGUGCAGAUAUGUUUUCAGUUUGAAAGUGACCAGAGAUGAUGAUCCCAAUAUUUCAUCGCGAAAAGAUCAAGUUGUUACAAUGAUCAGCAAUAAUGCCCUACAAGUAGCAAUAGAAUGUGAAAGAAACUGUGAAGGGGAUUACUUUAAUCCGAAAUCGAAGGUUCACCUUACUUCAAGAUGCAGCAACUGUGGAAGUCAAGCUGUGAGAUACAAAUGGUAUAUUGAUGAUCAGCCAAUGGUUGCAAUCCGUGAGUUGAUAUUUGAUGUGCAAACAGUAUCGAAUGAGAUUCGUGUUAGGCUUAUGAUUUUAUCAGAAGAUGGGCGAUAUGGUAGGACGGAUAGAACCCUCAUUGCGAACAUAGGUCCCACUGGUGGAUCAUGUUCGGUUUAUCCUAAGGAAGGCAUCGAGGCUACCACCCCUUUUUAUCCUUGUUGUAGACACUUUGUUUCUAUGAACAAACCAAUAGAGUUUUGGUAUUAUGCCGGUUCGGUACUACUCGGCAGUUGUGUUGACUGCAAUUGUGAGAUAUAUUUACCUAUAACUAAUGUCAUAAAAGUGCUUGCAUGUGAUGUUCUCUGGACAUGUCACACAAGUUUCAUAAAGGUUAAGGUCACCGCCCUGAAAACGAUUCCCAAAAAUAUGAAUAGCCUUCCAGAGAAAGCAUUCCUGCAUAGGUAUUUGCAAAGCAUACAAUCUAUAGCAUCGCAUAUAACUAGUGCGGAAUCUGGAAUAAAUAUGUUAAGAACUUUUUCGGCAAUCCAACCUCAGUCUGAAAGUUCACUUGCAAGAUUGGCUAACCUGACUAUAACAUUAGCACACCGUUUAUAUUCCGAAGAACAAAAAAAGGAUACUUUGUUAAUCAAGGUUGUUAACAGGAUCAAUAGUAACUUUGAGGAAAUAUACCAAAACGAUGAUGUGUCCUUUCUUACGAGGGAGCCUUUCAUCGAUACUCGACUAGCUUGUGGAGAGGUCUAUGAAAUAAUGAAGAGGUUAACCCAAAGAACUUCCCGCCCACCAUGGCCGAUUUAUAACGAGUAUUACCAGGCUUUCUUAAUGGGGCAAGUAAAGCAGUCCCUUAUUGAUAAGUUACUAGCCAAGAUUCAAGCAUUGGAAAAUGAAGAAUUCAUUUAUCCCUGGAUUAUUUGGCUGAAUUCUACUUGGGAAACGGAACGUUUACAUCGCCAUUUAAAUUAUCACUCCAAUGGACUUUUCCGAACAGACCUAAUUGAUGAAAGAAAGACGAAACAAAAGGUUUCAUUGGUGAUUUGGUGUGCUGAAAAGAUUCCAAGGAAGCCAUUCCGAUUCACAACUAGCGAUAAUAUUCAUAAAGUAAUGUUUACGCCAGAACUUAUUCAAGAGGUUCUGAAAAAAAAAGGCAGAGUUUGCAUUAAGAUCGUGUCGUUAAGGCAAAAACUUAAAUGGUGGUAUCCGCUUGAAAGGCAACCCAGUUCCCUUGUACUUUUUGUGCGGAUUUAUCGACAUUACGAUAAUUUCACUACGCAGAUACCUCUUAAUUAUAGUAAAUUUAGCUACAGGACGAAUAUUUCAUACUAUCCUGAAAAAUUCAAGGCAAUUUUAAUCCGUAAAGAGUCAAAGAUCAAGGCCGGAAUAUACGCCAACUGUAUGAGAGAAGGUACCCUUGCCUCCCUUCAGGAAGUACGUAUGUUCCGGAUAAUGCUAAUGGAGCAUACAUUGUUAGCUGUUCACUUUGUCAAAGCCACUCAUAAACUUCAGAUUGUUCUAAAAACAAAAAGGCCUUUGUUUCGCGAAAUUUCCAAAUCAAAAUGCAUAGUGCCCGCUGGAGUUAAACAUAAAAUUCUUCUCUUGCGAAAUAAUUGUCAUAAAGCACAACGAGCUUAUAUUGCGUUGAGAAUUUUCUCUGAACACCCCAUUAAACUUAGCUCGAACAUACCUAUCAAAAAUGGACCGGCGUCUUUUGCAUUCGUUUUCCAAAUUCGUAGCUGUGACACGUGGUCUUAUAAAGAUCCUCCAGAAGGCCAAAGGUGGUUACAAUACGGAUGCUACCCAUCUAUGGAUCUCACGGUAAAACAGGGCAUUCGUUGCGUUUGCAAUGUUCUUGGAACAUAUACCAACUAUUGGUAUUAUAUUCCUGUUAUUAAGGUACCAGUUUCUCCUUACGCAGAGGCACGUGCCAAACUUAUAAUUGCUGGCCUCUAUUACGCUGCCAUGAUAGCUUUAUUGGUAUGGAUAGCUUUAUUAUAUUUAUACCGAAAUAAAUUGCCCGCCAAGACGAUUUUUAUACCUAAAUGUGAACUGGAUGAUGAAUCAAACAGAGAUGUACACGAUAUAUUAAUCUCAUUGAGAACCAGUGGUAGAUUUAAUGCUGGUACCACAGCCUCCGUAACAUUGGUACUCUACGGACCAGAAAAUACUAAACAGAAGAUUAUAAUUGCACAGGAUCCGGAAAAUAUUCAGCUUAAACAGAAUUCUACAUAUUUCAUUUGGAUACGUACUUGCGAUAUUCGUAUACCGACAAAGAUAAUGGUCUCUCACGACAACGCUGGACGUUAUCCAAAUUGGUAUCUGCGCCGCAUCGAGGUGACCGACAUGCAAACCGGUGAAACGCAGGUCUUUCUGACCGAUGGAUGGGUGACAAAGAAUAAGGUUUUAUGUGCAUCAGAUUUGAUCUACAGGAAAGGAGAGGUGCGUUUACUAGACAAUAAGUGGAAUCGUUUUAAGCGUUUCUUUGAAAUGUCUUGGGUCAAUUGGUCACUAUGGCAACCGAUAAACGGAAGCUGGAGGGAAUCCCCUUAUUUCCCGCGCUUGACACGAGCCAAAAGAUUUUCCAUUUUUCUCAGCAAGUAUAUUGUUUUCUACACAAUAUGCGCUACGUACUUUGGCCCAACAACAACCGAAAGUUUGCAAUUGAAACGAUCCAGGGUUCUAAAUUACAAAGAUAUCAUAACUCUAGGCAUUGUUUGUGGUGUAGCGGAUAUAAUAUUGCGAAUAGUUUUUCAAUUUGUGCACUUAAAAUGGGGUUAA
Messenger RNA from Drosophila eugracilis, 3510 nucleotides. RefSeq lists its product as uncharacterized. Gene Ontology annotation, molecular function: protein binding. The record is from RefSeq and is a predicted model, not a curated record. Lineage: Eukaryota; Metazoa; Arthropoda; Insecta; Diptera; Drosophilidae.